UGAGCCAAGGGGGUGCGGCAUACUUUCCCAGCUCCCAGUGUGGCUGCUGUGGAUUCUGAUCUGCCUCGCACACGACUUGCGAACUCUGUCCUCCCAUAAGUGUCUGACAGAGCAACAGGGUUCCAAGGGCCACUGCUGGGCAGAGGACAGUUCCAUCUUCCUAGCAAAGCACUCUACUGGGAAGUACCUUUCCUUUAGACUCUGGACACUGGGAUACUCAACUUCAAGAACGUCUCAUGGAUCCAGAGGUCUUAGAGAUCUGUCCUUACAAUCCUCACCACCGAAUUCCACUCAGCAGACUCCAGUACCACCUGGCAUCGUGCAAGAGAAAGAAUCCCAAGCAAGCUAAAAAGAUGGCCAGCUGCAAAUACAAUGCCUGCCAUGUAGUGCCCAUCAAGAAGCUGCAGGAGCACGAGGCCGCCUGUGUCAACAGAAGCCCAGUGGAGGAGGAGGGCAGCACAAGCCCCAUGGAGGCUACCCUUCCAAGCUUGGAGCAGAGGGCUGAAGCCCCGCCGGCCUCGCUCUCCCUUCCUACCUCUGAUAUCUGGAAUGUUGAUGACGCUGAUAGCCACCCUAAGUUUGUCCUUAAGACUUUCGUUCCCCAAAAGCUUGUUUGUGAAAGUGACGCAGGAGAAUCGGAGAGAGAGGAGACCACCCCCUAGAAGAUCUUCAGACCAGGGAUGAGGGUCUCACAAAGGCACG
Octodon degus (degu) is the source of this 702-nucleotide messenger RNA. It is a transcript of the gene Gtsf1l, whose product is annotated as gametocyte specific factor 1 like. NCBI's taxonomy places the organism in Eukaryota, Metazoa, Chordata, Mammalia, Rodentia, Octodontidae. The coding region runs from base 237 to 662 and encodes 141 amino acids. The record is from RefSeq and is a predicted model, not a curated record. The transcript has a single exon.